Messenger RNA from Aspergillus saccharolyticus JOP 1030-1, 2385 nucleotides. RefSeq names its product exocyst subunit EXO84. Gene Ontology annotation, cellular component: exocyst. Gene Ontology annotation, biological process: Golgi to plasma membrane transport; exocytosis; intracellular protein localization. Bases 93 to 2183 code for a protein of 696 amino acids. The record is from RefSeq and is a predicted model, not a curated record. Lineage: Eukaryota; Fungi; Ascomycota; Eurotiomycetes; Eurotiales; Aspergillaceae. The transcript has 3 exons.
CUUCCCCUCCAUUGUUCUACCCUCUUUACCUCGACCGACCUUUGAUUGCAGGUUCAAUCUCUUCUUUUCCCUCUCUCUUUGUAUACGUCACCAUGGAAAGCCGUGGCUUGACUCUCCGCAGCAAAUCUCGCCGGCCCCGACCCCAGAUCAGUGCUCCGAAGCCCAUCUCCGGCCCUCUUCCGCCCAACACCACCAGUCCCAGCCCCAGCACUUCAACCACUACUUCUGCUGUCAGUAAGCCUGCUGUACCCGUGCAGGGGGCAACCGCCAGCUCUGCCACCAAGGAUGCGACUUCCGAUCUAGUCAAGCGACGGUACUCUACCAGAUUCAAUCAAGUCCCCGACUUUGAUGGCGUGCCGCCGGUGCCCGGACUCCCUCCGCUCCCGGCCACGUAUGGGGGAUUGAGUCCCCCCGAGACGAGUCGUCGACCCUCCACCGAGUCAUCGGGUCCGCCAAAGGUCGAUCUAAAUGCAUUGCGAGAUCCCAGUUUGCCCGUCGAUAAAUAUGUGGCCAACUUGCUUGCGAAUGCGUCCGAGGAAGAGAUUGAAGAAUAUCAGCGCAGCCUACGAAAGGUCAAGAACCGAACAUCGACCGACCUCCAGCAGAAUGUUUACCAGAAUCGGACCCAAUUCAUCAAGAUCAGUAAAGAGGCGGAAAAGCUCAAAGGGGAGAUGCGGACUCUACGGACCCUAAUGGCGGAGCUGACAACCGCACUCGGCCAGACUACAGUCGGCACCACCUCAAACCUCAUGUCCCCGAUGCCCGAUGAACGGCUAUCCAAGCGCCACGCCAAUCGCAGUUCGAUCGCGAACCUCGAGAGCAUGUGGAACGUGCAGUUGCAGACGUUAUGGAAGACGGUGGAAGGAUCGCAGAAAUUCUUGCCAGUCGUGCCCGGCCGGCACAUCGUGAUGGAAAGUGGACAUUGGGUUGAGCUGGAUUCAGCAACGUGGAAGCCGCGGCGCCCCGUGCACAUAGUGCUGUUGAACGAUCAUCUGCUGGUGGCGGCCAAGAAGCGCAAGCGCGUGGACCAGAGCAGCCACCGGGGCCCUGUGCCCACCAAGCUGGUAGCCGAAGAAUGCUGGCCUUUGCAAGAUGUGGACAUGAUCGAUUUAGGGGCUAAUCUGGGGGCGGGCGUUGCGCGCGAGGAAGCUGAAGAUCGAGGCAUCACCAAUGCGAUCAAUGUGCGUGUUGGAGGCAAACCCUUCACUUACCGACAUGACAAGCGGGACAGCUCCGCCAAGAGUGAUCUACUUGCUACUUUCCGAAAGACAGUCGAAGACCUUCGGCGUACUCUCCGGUCGGAAACCGAAGCCGCUGGCAAAGCUGCCCCUGAGACGAUAGGUUAUCGCGGGGUGCGCCACCCUUCCUAUUCUCCUCAACCGGAUCGGUUGGACAGUGUGGAUAGCGGACGGGACAAGCCUGAGUUGCGCAUUGAUGUAGACGGCAAGCAACAGAAUUUGCGAUGGCUAGAAGGGCAGGUGGACGAAUUAGACAUAGACAUCGCUCUGCAACGGUUUGAGGAUGCCGUGGGCCACAUUGAGCGAUUGCGCAAACUGGCUAGAGGACUGAAGAGCAAUGCGGUCGCGCAGGACGUGAUCACAACGAAGGUCGAUGAGCGUGCGGCCACCCUGGCGGAGGUCUUGCUGCGUGCUCUGGUGGAAACUCACUCAUUCCCUCAAGCCACUAAGACGAAGACAACAUGGCUGAUGCGCCUGGGCUUUGAGGACCAAGCUCGGGAGGCCUAUCUCAAAGCGCGGUCUGAUAUCAUAUCUAAGCGAAUCCGAGCCUGUGUUUUCGAGGGCGACCUCCCGAUAUACAUCUUCCAGAUAUCGUACGUCUACUUUACCUUGAUCAAGAACACGAUCAGUAUCUACCAGCAGUGCUUCCCGCCAGCCAUGUCUAGCGCUAGUAUCAAAUGGGCCAAGUAUCACCUCGACGGGUUCAAUGCGCUCCUCACGCGGCAGCUUAGCAGUGUGCAGCGCGGCACCACGGUAUAUCAGAAAUGCCUUGAUAUCGUGCACGAGCAUGCCAACCUAUUGACCGAGGUCGGUGUCGAUUUCACUGACCUCGUCGCGAAGGGGCUCGAGGUGGAGGAUCUCGCCGAACGUCCGCAGAUGACGCGCUCGGAGUCGUUAAUCUCGGGGUUGGCCGAAGCUGCGGCUGCUGCGUCGCCGGUCAUCUGAGGUGGAGUCAUAGUUAUGGGUUUCGUCCAGCGUUGAGUUGUUAGCCUGCAUAUAUACGCCUACAUUUAGUACCCCAGCCUCAGGAGGCUUCAUUGUGUGACUGUAUGAUUCGGUUCUGUUAGAGCUUGCUGCUCUCUGUUUCUAUAUCUUUAGACCUAUGCAACCAUGUGUCGAUUACGAUCCGCUUGAACGAAGAGAGAAU